Messenger RNA from Spodoptera litura, 8000 nucleotides. The record is from RefSeq and is a predicted model, not a curated record. Lineage: Eukaryota; Metazoa; Arthropoda; Insecta; Lepidoptera; Noctuidae.
GUAUGCUAUCAUUUUAUUCAUAUACAUGCCUAUACUUAUCUAUCUAUUGCGAUUCGCAUACAUAUCUCCGGCUUUUUAUGCACCUAUCUACUGUGCUCAGUCAACGGCCUAACAAUAUAAAUAAAACAGCAAUGUACUUUAAUGUCUAAUCUAAUUUGUUAUGUUAUUGUUUGGUUUAUCUGUAUAACCCUAAAAUAUCGACCUACCUAAUUUUUGUUUGGUAUAUUACGUUGUUUGCCUAAUAUUAUUUCUAUGCGUUUAUGUAUUUGUUACUAUACCAUUUUGUAUUUUUUUUGUUUUGUUGCCCUGUAUCUUUUGAUUUGUAACCACCUUUUUGUAAUCAUGUUUUUGUUUUAAUUAUAUUUUGUUACACGCAAAACCGAGCUUUUUAUUUCCAAUCUUAAACUUCGCAAAUAUUUUUUUUACCUCAUAUUGUAUUUGAAACUGAAAGGGGGUACAGAAAUAACUAAUUUUAACAGCCGGAAAUAUCGGUAAAAUAAAUAUCAUUCAGCCUCAUAAUAUAGUACCUAGCCUACGCACAUUAAUGCCUAUCCAAUAACAUGGUACGCGCCUGUAUAUUUAGUUACUAACCUGAACCAACCUUACCCAUCACUCCCUAUUCCAUGCAUCAUGUAAAUAACUUUGUUCAGUUGCUCUUCACAGCUUGUAGUGUUGUUCCCUGUAUCUUACUACAUUUUAUCAUAAAAAUGAUAGAUUAAUAGAUAAUGUGGUUAAAAUACGAUCGACGAAGUAUUUAGUUUAAAUAUAAAAUUUACUAAACCAGACCAUAUAAAUUAAUUUUAACAAAAUUGGGUGAAAAAAGUAAUGACAUUGUCUACUCGAUUUUUAAUAACUCUUGUUGUCACACCUCUUACGGCAAUGACUGUUAAUUAUUAGAAUACCUACGGAUAAGCAAUGAUAACACAGGCAUACAAAAUUUUGUUUUAAAAAAUACAGCUACAAAUUUUUUUUUUGUAUCUAAGUAUAAUCUAUGAAGAAGCUGUAUUGUAUACCUCACACAGUACACUAAUCAAACCAUUCAAUCAAUUCCCAUGUACCCUCGCUUUUUAGCACAAAAUUAAUCUUCUAAACAAACAGUCCAGUCCGUAUUAGAAAUGUGAAUAAAAGAAAUUGAGUAAUAGAAGAGUGGUAGAAUUUUCAUCGAAUUGUGAAGCCUAAUAACAAGCUUACACUUAAGCUUCAGAAUAGUCUCAUAACUCCAGGUGGCAGAAGUUGAAAAUGGGGGAGCAAAGAGGUCGCCAUUAGUUUCCCAGCACACUGGGGCGUAGGCGUCGGGGGUGUGGCACGGGGCGUGGGGGUCCCCGUGCCACCCCCUGGCGACCUACUCGCCACUAUCUCCAUGUUCGAACAGCAAAUCAAAGCUGAACCUAUGAGUUUCUACACAUCUCAUCCACACGUACAUACCGGUCCCCCAACAAUAAUACGUUCAGAUUCAAGCCAUGCAUCCAUUAUUUCAAUGAACCAACAUCACCAAGCACACCAAGAGGAUUCUAAAGAUAGCCUCAUAGUACAACAGCAAGUACAACAUCAGCAAGAUCUCAUGGAACACCACCAACAACAACAAGAAAUGCAACAAGAUGAUGAGUUGAGCUUUAAAGGCAUGGACGACGAAGGAGUCGAUAUGGACAUGGACGGACGACAGUGCCCUCAGGGUAUGGGGGUGGACAUGGGAUCAGUUCAAACUAAAAUGGAAGUCGCAAAUGGGGGUCAAUCGACACCGCGAUCUAAACCUCAGGCCUGUAAGGUCUGUGGCAAAGUACUGUCGUCUGCUUCAUCUUACUAUGUUCACAUGAAGCUACACUCAGGCAACAAACCGUUUCAGUGUACUGUAUGCGACGCUGCUUUUUGCCGUAAGCCAUACCUAGAAGUGCAUAUGCGCACACAUACAGGCGAGCGCCCCUUCCAGUGCGAUCUCUGCCUUAAACGAUUUACGCAGAAAUCCAGUCUCAACACGCACAAACGUGUUCAUACAGAUGAGCACAUGCGCGCGUUGAUGGUGAAGGACCGGCCCUACAAGUGUGAUCUCUGUCAGAUGCGGUUCACGCAGAGCUCCAGCCUCAACCGACACAAGAAAAUACACACGGAGGAACACAGACGUGCGCUGCUGGCUAAGGAUCGGCCCUACCAGUGCGGCAUCUGCUUUGUGAGAUUCACCCAGAAAUCAAGUUUGGGCCGGCACGGAAAAAUACAUACCGAGGAGCACAGACGAGCCCUGUUAGAGAAAGUGCGGCCGUACCAGUGCCACAUCUGUUUUAUGCGCUUCACUCAGAAGUCCAGCCUGGGACGACAUGGGAAAAUACACACUGAGGAGCACAUCCAAUCGCUGAUCAACAAAGUGCGCCCCUAUCAAUGCGACAUCUGUGACAAGCGGUUCACUCAGAAGUCCAGCCUUGGCACUCAUAAACGUAUACACACCGGGGAGCGGCCGUUCCAGUGCACCGUCUGCCUCAAGUCCUUCACGCAGAAGUGCGCGCUCAAUUUGCACGAAAAAAUACAUACGGGCGAGCGGCCCUAUCAGUGCGACGCGUGUCUGAAGCGCUUCACGCAGAAGUCCAGCCUCAAUAUACAUAAGAGGACGCACACAGUCCAGGGCAGACCGUUCCAGUGCCUGUCGUGCCCCGCCGCCUUCACCUGCAAGCAAUACCUGGAGAUACACACGCGCACGCACACCGGCGAGCGGCCCUAUCAGUGCGACAUCUGCCUGAAGCGCUUCACACAGAAAUCCAGUCUCAACAUCCACAAGCGGACGCACUCAGUGCAGGGCCGGCCCUUCCAGUGCCUGCAGUGCCCCGCCGCCUUCACCUGCAAGCAGUACCUCGAGAUCCACAACCGCACGCACACCGGCGAGCGACCCUACCAGUGUGACGUAUGCCUCAAGAGAUUCGCGCAAAAAUCUACACUCAAUAUACACAAACGAACGCACACAGUGCAAGGGCGUCCAUACCAAUGCAUGGAGUGCCCGGCGGCGUUCACUUGCAAGCCGUACCUGGAGAUACACAUGCGCACUCACACGGGGGAAAGGCCGUUCGAGUGCGAUGUCUGUUACAAACGCUUCACGCAGAAAUCCACGCUCAACAUUCACAAGCGAAUUCAUACCGGUGAACGUCCGUAUGCUUGUGACAUCUGCCAGAAACGCUUUGCUGUGAAGAGCUAUGUAACUGCGCACAGAUGGUCGCACGUGGCCGACAAGCCGUUGAACUGCGACCGCUGCUCGAUGUCGUUCACGUCGAAGUCUCAGUUCGCUCUGCACAUCCGCACGCACUCCACCGGCUCCUGCUACGAGUGCAGUGUCUGCGGCCGCUCCUUCGUGCGAGACAGCUAUCUGAUAAGACACCACAACCGUGUCCAUCGCGAGAAUCAUAGCAACGUGUCGGCCAACAGUAUCGGCACCAUCAACAGUGUUGCUACCAACACCAACAACUCUAACAACAGCAACUUUGAUUCUCCCGGCGUUUGUGACUUAAGACGGCAAUUUCUUUCCAGCUUUGUACCAAUGGUAAAUCGCUACAUGACAUCUCAAGGAACUCAAGUCUCCAUGCAAGACACGAGCAAAAUGUCUGCGAUGUCGCCACAGUCUAUUGCAUCUAUUUCGUCACCUCCCCCUUCGCAUACUCCAACGCCGCAGCCCCAGAUGCCCGGUCAAAUGCAUCUUGCAGAUUGAUCACCAGUUUUAGCUCUUGGUUGAACAGGAAGCAGCCAGAGUGCAAUAAUAUAUAUUUGGCAGCCAUCAACAAGAGCAGCUAUCAUUCAGAAUGAUAUAAUUGAGAGCAGAGGAGACAGGCAGCUCCUCGCUAGGAUCGUCAGCAUGGACUCAUGCACUUUUAUUUGUUUAUUAUAUUUGGAGUUAUUUAUUUAUACACUGUUGAUUUCGUCGGGCGUGGUGUGAGCGCCAGCAAGGCUGCGCUGUUGGAUUGUAUCCGCGUGUGGAAGGUGGCAGAGAGGAAUCGAGUUGGUUUCGUUACGCUUGUGGAAUCCCUCGAUAACACCAGGUGGACAUCACAAUAGAGACGAGGAUGUAGUGAGUAGUCACGUAGCGGUACCGCCUAUGAUAAUAUAUGCAUUGUGAUUUAUACCUACAACUGUGAUUUAUCUAUACCAUCACACGAUUAUAUUAAUUUCUGUGGUGGCGUUUAUAAAUCAAUACUUAAAAGUCUCAUCAUGAUAGAUUGUAGGCCUAAAAUUUUUGAUCUCAUAUUCUAAUUUGCUUAGUGAUAAAUUUUGGAAUCGUAAAUGGUAAAUCUCCAACUUAAAAAUUCUAAAUUUUAAUGUUCGUCAUUCGCUUGUCAUCGUCAUACCCAUCCUUCAUUAGUCGUAGUGAAAUGUAACAAUAUCUUAUUGCGAUGCUUUAACUUAGAACGUGUCAGUGUAUAUGGAAGUUCAGUAAUUUUAUAUAGAACUGUUACUGGUGAGUGGUAAAGUAUUUUGAUCGCUGAAGAAUAUAAGGGACUCUAGAUAAUACUCCUCAAGAUUAAUCCAUAAGAAUACUAUAAAUAAAAAUCAGGUUUCAUAUAAAAAUAAUAAUAAUAGUAAAUAAGAAGUACAAAUAAUAAUUCCAUAAACUAGCAGUCCUGAGAGGCAAUAUUGAAAGCUUCACAAAAUUAAUAACUUUUAAUAUGAUGUUUAUUGGAGAAAUCCAGAGAAGUGCCUGUUGCAACAUAAAAUUGGCAAUAUUUUUUAAACGUAUUACGUUCAGAAUAAUGUUAUGUUCAGUGUUCAAUGUGAGGGACAUCGGCCGGAGUACGCUUUAGUGUGUCUUACAGAAUAAGUGAGUGCUGGGUGUUAGUGGUGAAGUGGCCGACUGGCCGUACAUAACAGAGAGCAUAAUUUGUGAAGCUUCUUACUAAACUUUGUGUGCCUUCUAGCGGUUAGCGACAUUAGGCAAUAUCAAUCAUAACACCAUCGAUAAACUUCAUUUUAUAUUUCUGAUGAGAUUGAAUAUUCAUAUAAAGUGUAGUCAUCAUAAAACAUUGUUACAUAAUUAUUUACCCAUUUAGGAUAUCGCAAUAUACAUACAUAUAUACAAACGUAUUUUGGCAAGAGGCAGAACUUUAUUUCAUUACUGUUUUUCGAAUAAUAGUAAUAAUGAAUAGUGUAUAGUGCAGUAGUCUUCCAAUACCUUGAGACAGUUCUUGCGCACCGAGCUGUGCAGCUAAAGUGUCCGCUGCGGGGGUUCCUUAUGGUUUGCCAUUAUUGAUAUCAAAGAUAGAUUGGUGCCAUUUCUAUGUAAAUGAUGUGGUAGUGUAAGUUUAGUUAAGUCUGCAGGUCAGGGUAGAACUGGAAAUAAAAUAUUGUAAGAGCUCUAAUAUGUAAUACAUAGUGUUAACCGACAUUUAUACCUUUGUUUUACAACUUCCCGUGUUGUUAUUUUGAUACAUUAUUUUAUUUCCAUGUGUGUGUCCAUGUGCUGGUUCAGCAAAUGUAAAUAUUGGUAGUGUUUAUUUAUUCAAGUAUAUCGAGAAAACAUUCAAAAUUAUAAUAUGAGUAUGAUUUGUAGGAAUGUCUCAUUCUACAGUCAUACCGAAUAUCGAACUGAGAAUAUAAUUGGAAUUAAUGUUAGACUUAGCGCAGAACUAUACUUUGGGUACUAUAAAGAUCAAAAUUUCUUGUAGAUGUACAUAAGUAUACAUAUAAUAAUAAUAUAUACAUAUGAAUGUUGUUUGAUAGUCCUCAAUAUUUUUUUAUAUUUUGAUAGUUCUGUAUUUGAAAGAGACACGAAAAAAAUAGGCCAAUAUCUCAUUAUCAUUUUAAAAUAAAUGUGUACACCGUAUGUUAAGGUAUAAAGUAAAGUAAUAUGAGGAUGCAUUUAGUUGCCCACAAAUUUUAAGAGUAACAUCUAAACUUUUCCGUAUAUUAAUAAAAUCUUAACGUCUUUAGUAAGUUUCUUACCAAGCCAUUGAUAACAGUAUUAUUUAGACAAACUAGAACUUGGGUUUAAAGAGUAGUAUAAAACUUUCAGAUACCAUUAUAAAAUGAUCACCAUUGAAAUUUUAAAACCAUAGUUAUCAAUAGUUUGUAUGUAACAGCAUUGAUAGGGACAACACGUAUUAGGUGCCUUUCAAUGCUGUAUACCGUAUAUUAUUAUAUUAUCCAUAGAUAUUAUGAAUGGAAAUAGAAACACCAACAUAGUGACCUAGGUACAUAAAUACAUAUAUAAAUAAAUAUAUAGAUGUGUCUCAGCUCCCCGAUCUCUUGCCGAGGGUGAUUGUUUCUUUUUGAAUUCUAGGAUUAGUAAUAUAUUUUUGUUAUUAUUAUUAUAUGUUCACUGUCUUUAUGAUUGUUUUAUCUUUAUUACAUUGCCCUAUCGUUGCUUCACCCUCGCCGAGCGAAUAGGUGCGCUGAGGGCACGCGGGCUUUGUUAAUUACGAAAUAUGCUCUCACUUCUUAAUCUUUCACACAGAGUAUAAUUCAUAUAUUUAUAUUGGUAAGAGGAAAAUCUUUUCUCAGUGAAUAUAUUUCGUAAUAAAUAAGGGUCACGAAAUGACAGUGAAGGCCACAGGUUGCACCUUGAUUUUUAAGAGCUGCUAAGUAUACGUUGAACUUGCAACGUGUGUGCCUUCAUUGUGUAACUAUUUUACAUACCGAUGUUAGUUAACCUAUAUUAAGAAGUGCAUAUUGAAACCCUUGAAUUUACGUAAUUACAAAAGUGGUGGUAUGAUUUUUUCUCCGACUACUUUUUUUUUGAACCGUAGAAAAGACUGAGGAAUUCACAACGUUAAAAGAAUACUCACGUGAAAUAUAUUGGCAGUGUUAGAUUGUGUUGUUGUUAUUUUGUUGUUAACAUCAGAGCGGUUGUGGUUGAUGGACCAACCAGUGUCUUUGUAAGCCGUUAUUCAAUUUUGGUUAAAGAAAUCGUACAUAUCCUUCCCGUGAAUGUAUAACGUAUACUUCCCUCGUCGAGGCAGACUACUAGUCUAGGGGGCCGAGCGCCGCCGACCAGUUACACUAAACUUGAUCGUGGUAGUUUUAUGAAAUAACAGUGAGCCUUGUGUAAUCAUAAUGUCUAAGGUACAUAAAUAUUUAGUUCUAUUGUAUCGUUAGAUUUACGUGAACUUCCGCUUUGCCAACAUAUUGCGUUGCUUACAUUAUAAUCAUACGAGAGUACAGCCUAAGGAUUUUAACUUUUUUUAUAUACUGAGAGCUAUUUCUAAGUCACUGGUUUUAUACAAUUUCUAAUUAUACGCUAAACAAAAAUAAACGGCUGAAAGCCACACUUUACCAAGUUUUGGAGUAUUUUACAUCCCUUUGAGUGCAAUUUUUAUUAAAAUUCAAUACAAACAUCAUGGCAUGAUGAUAAUUUGUGCGGUCAUUUAGUUAUAGCUCUUCAGAGUUUUGAUGACCAAUAUUUUAACUACUACCGUUUUUUCUUUAUUGUUAAAAUUUUUAGGCUAGUUUAUAUUUGAAAUAAGUUAGAUUUGUUAAUUGUGGUGUAUUACAUUUACAUUGCACGUGAUUAUAGCUCUCACAGCCUCCUUUACAGGUGAUUAUUUAGUUAUUUUGUAGUCUGAAAUGAUUGUGAUAAAUUUAUUAUUAUAAUUAUAUUGGUUUGUUUUGUAGAGCUGAAGUCUUUCAUAUUGUUUGUUGUUGAUACUUUGAGUAUACAAUCUGCGAGGUGACGUAGCGGUAGACGGUAGGGAGAGGCUGUUAGAGCGUUUAUGUAGUCAGCAUUAUAUAUAUGCUUUAAUGUGAUUUUUUAAAUGUACUCUUUAUUAUAGUCUCAUCAAUCAAUAUUAUAAUUAGCGAACUAACAAAACAUUUAAUUUUUUUCAGUUCAUAGUGAUUUAUAUUGAGAUCAAAAUAAAUACAGAGUUUAUAUUUUAAUUUUAUGGAAAAAAUAUACAUUGUAAAAUUAUUGUUUAGUGCUCAUUUUGCAGAGCUCUAAUAAAAAAUGAAACUAUAUGAAUGCAAAAUAACAAGUCACGAUUCUUUUAGAAGUCGCCAUGUAGUGGAAAAAAAUAAACGUGCCAUGAUAUUUGUGGCUA